AUGGUUGUGACAUCGUUGACAGCGCUUUCUAUGGCCACUAUUGUGGGGUGUUAUCUUGUAUUUACAGGGAGUGGUGAAAGAUUUAAUUUUGGUGAGUUUUUGGAAACCACUUCUCCAUAUAUGUGGGCGAACUUGGGGAUUAUUUCAUGUAUUGGCUUCAGUGUUAUUGGGGCUGCUUGGGGGAUCUUCGUCACUGGUUCCUCCAUCAUUGGGGCUGGUGUCAAGGCUCCAAGAAUUACCACAAAGAAUCUUAUCUCCAUUAUUUUCUGUGAAGUUGUCGCUAUUUACGGUCUUAUCAUGGCAAUUGUCUACACUGCAAAAUUGACCAAUGCUUCAGCAGAAUCGCUUUAUAGUAAAGAUAACUUGUAUACUGGGUAUUCGUUAUUCUGGGGUGGCGUCACUGUUGGUUUGAGUAACUUGCUUUGUGGUAUUUGUGUUGGUAUCACUGGGUCCAACGCUGCGGUUGCCGAUGCGGCAGAUAGCUCAUUGUUUGUCAAGAUUUUGGUUAUCGAAAUUUUUGGUUCUGUGUUGGGAUUGUUUGGGUUAAUUGUUGGUUUGUUGAUGGGAGGUAAGGCUAAUGAAUUUAGCUGA
Saccharomycopsis crataegensis is the source of this 591-nucleotide messenger RNA. RefSeq names its product H(+)-transporting V0 sector ATPase subunit c'' (gene VMA16). The record is from RefSeq and is a predicted model, not a curated record. Lineage: Eukaryota; Fungi; Ascomycota; Saccharomycetes; Ascoideales; Saccharomycopsidaceae. Gene Ontology annotation, biological process: proton transmembrane transport. Gene Ontology annotation, molecular function: proton-transporting ATPase activity, rotational mechanism. The coding region runs from base 1 to 591 and encodes 196 amino acids. Gene Ontology annotation, cellular component: membrane; proton-transporting V-type ATPase, V0 domain. The transcript is spliced from 2 exons.